AUGUUAAAUUUUGUCGUAUCAUGUUACGUCUCUUAUACUUUUACUAAGUUAGCUAUAACUUCAGAAAAGGGUAAAAAGCGCAGACUCGCCAUUAUUGAAUGUGGGUGUGACAUUAACAUGAUGGUUGAUCUGGCUAAAGCAGCAGAUCUGGUGGACGUCAUCUCCCUGUCUGGUGUCUUAUGGAAUGAAUGUCACUUUCAGCCUAGAGACACAGUUGUGAUGGAAGAUUUGACAAACCCAGAGGGUAUCCGAACAAGCAUGAAAUGUGACUGGCAGGUGUCACUUUAUGGUUAUGUAAGAGGAGCACACUUGAAAGGGAUAGGAGAUUUUGCCAUGAGUGACAUCAGUUUCCUCCCAGACCCUUGCGCUCUUCCUGAACAACGAAAGAAGUGCUGUUUAAAUGAGAAGGAGCAGCUGGUUUAUGCGCUUCUUUCUGGAGUUGGGCGUGUGCUAUAUGACAAAGACGCUGUCUAUGUUGACCUUGGUGCAGCCAUGGUUUUCAGGCAUCGGACGAGGUGGAGCCCACCCAUGAGCUGGUCGAGUCUUAUCUCCACCCACUCCACCAUUGAUGCCAAGGUGGCUUCAAGUCGGGUGACGCUGUUUUCUGAUUCCAAGCCACUUGGGUCAGAGGCUAUAGAUAAUCAAGGUGUCAGAGAUGGCUUUGGAUUUCCAGUUCUGUGUGCUCCUGUCUGGCUCCUGAACCCAGCUGAAGAGAUGACUUUGGAUUUUAACCCUUCUGCCAAUCCAGAGGCAACCACAAUAUUCCAGAGGAACUCUCAAACAGAUGUUGUAGAAAUAAGAAGAAGCAAUUGUACAAACCAUGUAAUAUCUACUGUGCGUUUCAGUCAACAAUACAGCUCAUGUUCGACAAUACUCCUUGAUGACAGCACAGCCAGCCAGCCUUAUCUUACAAUGACAAUAAUAUCUGUUUUUUUGAAGUAAUGCACAUUCCUAUUUUAUAGAGAUGCAGAUGGAUCUUUGACCUUAUUUGAUGAACAGUUAUACUCAUUUACUGUUUCCACCAUACACAUUACCCAGAUGAGAAAUGGAGGUGGGAGUUUUAGUAACUAUUCCUCCUCCAUUCCAUCGACUCCCAGCACCAGCCAGGAGGACCUUCAGAUCAAUGUUCCUCCCACUGCCAACACACCCACGCCUGUUCGCAAGCAGUCCAAGCACUGGUCCAAACUGUUUACAUCUAAGAAAGGGAGUGACCCAGACAAAGAGAACAAAGCCCCGGAGAGUCAUGCUGACACCAUCGGGAGUGGCAGAGCCAUCCCCAUUAAACAGGGCAUGCUCUUAAAGCUAAGUGGGAAAUGGCUGAAGAAAUGGAAAAAGAAAUAUGUCACCCUCUGUGACAAUGGCAUGCUCACCUAUUAUUCAAGCUUAGGUGAUUACAUGAAGAACAUUCAUAAAAAAGAGAUUGAUCUUCGAACAUCUACCAUCAAAGUCCCAGGAAAGAGGCCACCCCUAGCCACAUUGGCCUGCGUGCCCAUUUCCAGCUCUAAAAGCAAUGGCCUAUCCAAGGACAUGAACAGUCUAUGUACCUCAGCCAAUUCAGACACCGGGCUGAGUGACUCCAUAUGCUCCAGCCCCAAUAUCUCCAGCACCACCAGCCCCAAGCUCAGCCCACCCCCCUCUCCUCAUGCCAACAAAAGGAAACAUGGAAGGAAGAAAAGCACCAAAAACUUAAAAGACGAUGGCUUCUCUGGCACUUCUGAAGAACGAGAAGAAAACUUUAUCAUUGUGUCCCUCACUGGCCAAACGUGGCACUUUGAAGCCACGUCGUAUGAGAAGCGGGAUGCCUGGGUCCAAGCCAUCGAGAGCCAGAUCCUGGCCAGCCUGCAGUCAUGCGAGAGCAGCAAAAGCAAGUUCUGGCUAAUCAUCUAGAGGGAGGCCAUGGCCCUGCAGUCCAUCCGAAACAUUGGGAACUCCCACUGUGUGCACUGUGAGACCCAGAAUCCUAACUGGGCCAGUUUGAACUUGGGAGUCCUCAUGUGUAUUGAAUGCUCAGGGAUCCACUGUAAUCUUGGCACCCGCCUUUCCCGAGUCUGAUCUCUGGACUUGGGUGACUGGCCAGUCGAGCUCAUGCAGGUUUUGUCAUCUAUUGGCAAUGAGCUAGCCAACAGCAUCUGGCAAGAGAGCAGCCAGGGGCGGACGAAACCCUCAGUAGACUCCACAAGGGAAGAGAAGGAAUGGUGGAACCGUGCCAAAUAUGAGCAGACGCUCUUCCUGGCUCCAUUACCCUCCAGGGAGCUGUCCCUGGGCCAGCAUCUGCUGCAGGCCACCGCUGAUGAGGACCUGUGGCCAGCCCUCCUGCUACUGGCACAUGGCUCCUGGGAGUAGGUGAACGAGACCUGUGGGGAGGGAGACAGCUGCAUGGCGCUCCAUCUGGCCUGCCGCAAGGGGAAUGUGGUCCUGGCGCAGCUCCUGAUCUGGUACGGGAUGGAUGUCAUGGCUGGAGAUGCCCACGAGAACACAGCGCUGGCCUACGCCCGGCAGGCCUCCAGCCAGGAGUGCAUCAAGGUCCGGCUGCAGUACAGCUGCCCCGACGAGCACGUGUAGUAUCUGUUUAAUUUUAUUUGACUGCCGUCUCCUUGGUGCAAAAACAAAAUGG
This is a messenger RNA of Mandrillus leucophaeus (drill), 2614 nucleotides long. RefSeq names its product arf-GAP with GTPase, ANK repeat and PH domain-containing protein 11-like. Gene Ontology annotation, biological process: ribosome biogenesis. The record is from RefSeq and is a predicted model, not a curated record. Lineage: Eukaryota; Metazoa; Chordata; Mammalia; Primates; Cercopithecidae. Gene Ontology annotation, cellular component: nucleus. Gene Ontology annotation, molecular function: GTPase activator activity; protein binding.